GGACAUUUGCUACUCUUUAUUCUAUGGGCUUUGAGUAAAAAUGUCGGUAUUUGUGAAUAGUGUUAAAUUGUGCAGUAGGUUUACUAUUGUACGUCGUAUUAAUAAAGCUUUAUUUUGUAGAGAAAACAUAAAAUUCUUAAAUGGUAGGAUGUCUGGUUGCCAUGCGAAACUACCCGCCUGCACGUUUCUAUCAGGUGGUGGUCGCAAAACCAGUUCUCGUUAUUGUGUGUUGUUUUCUGGAUUAUUGGGUUUCUUUCGCAGUGAAGAAACUGAACCGGAGUCGGAACUGAUUCUAACCAUGAAGCGAUCAGUUUUGCUUAUGCAGAGAGGGGAGCUGGACAAGGCGGAGCAGAUGCUCCACCUGGCCCUGAAGAUGGCCCAGGAGCUGCAGAACGCGCAGGCCGUCACGUACGUGUACGACCUGCUGGCGAACCUGGCGUACGACCGCGGGGACCUGGUCAAGGCUGAGCCGCUGUUCGUGAGCGUCCUGCAGCGCCUGCUGGGCUCGGGCACCCCCGCCAGCGACAACAAGGUGGUCCACAUUAGCCUUAAGAUAGCCGACAUUUUCACAAAGAGACGCGAGCCCAGCAAAGCGGAGAAUGGGUUCAAGUUCUGCGUGGAGAACCUGGAGAAGAAGAUCGACGCAGGGGUGGACGAUGAAGACACCCUGACGCUGUGGGGCAUGACCCUGGACUGGUUCGGGCGGUUCCUCCUGGAGGAGAACAGGGCCGCGGAGGCCCUCGAGUGCUUCGAGAAGGCGUACCGGACGUCGCUGAAGGUGCACGGGGAGGAACACGAGCAGACGGUGGUCCUGCUCAACGACCUGGGGACGGUGGCGUUCCUGUGCGGGGACCACGACAGGGCCGUGGGGUACCUGGGCCACGCGGUGGAGGUGGGUCGCAGGCUGCCCGGCAUGCAGGACUUCGCCGCGGUGCACGUCAACCUGGGGGCCGUCUACCUGAAGAAGGGCAUGUACCGGGAGGCGCGGCACGCGUGCGAGACCGCCCUCAGAGACGCCAGAGCACACGACAACAAGGAGGGCGUGGAGGAGGCCAACACGUGUCUGGACCAAGUGAAGAGGUUCCUGCACUCAGAGCAGUGAAUUGUGCAAUGUUACCCCAUGUACCAUCAUUUGGCACUUAGAUUCAUACCUUUAUUUAUUCUCUUGUCUUUUCAAAUUGGUUUUUUGGACUGUUCUUUUCAUUAAUAGUUAUUUGAGUUGUAAUAUUCAUUAAUAGUUAUUUGAGUUGUAAUAUAUGUUUUAUAUGACUCUUGAAGCUGUACUCACAGGCCCAUUAGCAAUAACUAGAGACCUGCAAAAUUUGUGGUUUCGAUGGCCUUCAGGAUAGACUGCACAUACCCCUGUACACUCCGGCAAAUAACGUAAGUUCAUUGGCUGCCGAAUUGUAAGUCAUCUCAGCUGGUUUGUCUGUGAUUCGAUCCUUCUUUGGUUGAGGGUUUAUAACUGGUUGAGAUUCGUCCAGAUGAACAGUAAGCCAAUAGCAAAAUCAUUUAAGAGGUAUAUGUGUUUGAAUUCUAGCCUAUCACCGAACAAAUCUGUGAAUUUUGCAGGUCUCUAGAAAUAACUUAUUCAGAGUUUUCUGUAUGACUUCAUGAAUACUUUCAGUUUUUUCCACAAUACAUCACCCCUACUGACAUUUAUGUAAGUAAUUUAAUUUUCCCAUGAAUGCAUGUGAAAACAGCAACAAUGUGUAAGGGGGAAUGAAAGGAACUGAAAUACUAUCGUGAUUUGAAAAUUUUUUAGGCCAUAACAAUUUCCUGUGGUUAAAUUUUUAUAAAUCAGGUUUUAUUUAAAAAGCAUAUGGUACACCCACCCCUCAAAGUAACACACUAAUUUGUUUCAGGAAAACUGAGUGUUAAUCAAAUAUUUUUGUACCGUAAAAGUGAAAAUUAAUCAAAACGAUUUGAUUCUUCUUGACAUCUAUUUUAAUUCAGACAAUCUCCAGUUGAAGUCGGUGUUAAUUUUAUGUCUAAUUAAACAUUUUAAUUAUAUUUUGUGAAUAGACAUCCUAAAACUAAAUUACACUGGGAAAAAAAAACACGGGCUGCCUGUUUAAAUUAUGUUCAUGGGCACACUAUGUUCUCCUUAGGAGCUAACUCCGUUUCAGAGUUACAAAAUAGUAAAGUUAUUAAUAUAGAAAGUAUAUUUAAAUCCUCUAUAAUAUUUUAAAUCAUAAACGUAAUAUUUUCUAUUAAAAAAAAAAAGAUUAUUUAACCUGUUAACAUAAUUCCGAACUGCAUGUCUGCCAUGAAUCUCUAUCCACAUGCCUUAUUACUAGCGCAUGCUGAUAGGUGUGAAGUAAACUAGCUCUGAAAGAUUCUGGCUUUUCUCAAGAGUUGUUGCUCACAUUUCUCCCCCUUAAUGAUUGAUCUCCAUUGUUCAAGUCAUCUGAUUGGGUCACUAUAUAAAAUUGUGUGUGUGAAUAUAAAAUGGAAAGCUUAAACUCUGGAGAUUAUAAUAAUUUAUGAAGAAAUAGUACAGUUCUGCUCAAAUCAUUUCAGCUCAUUAUCUUGCAGUAUCAUUACCUAAUAAAAAAAAAGUUGUAUAACAUAUAGAUUUAAAGUGCAAUAAAUUCAAACACUAUGAAUUUUUUUUUGUGUAUUUUUGUUUACAUGUGUAAAGCAUACAAAAUAUAUCUGUUCAGCAUUACUGUAAAAUAUAUAUUGUAACAGAAUGUCCAUUUGUUGAUAAUAUACGUACAUUUAGAGUAUUCAAUUGAUUAAAAUCAGCAUUGACAU
Molecule: messenger RNA, 2760 nt
Organism: Bacillus rossius redtenbacheri
Lineage: Eukaryota; Metazoa; Arthropoda; Insecta; Phasmatodea; Bacillidae
Gene: Ttc19
Product: tetratricopeptide repeat protein 19 homolog, mitochondrial
Exons: 3
Coding region: 41-1102 (353 amino acids)
Biological process (GO): mitochondrial respiratory chain complex III assembly
Cellular component (GO): mitochondrial inner membrane
Molecular function (GO): protein binding
Source: RefSeq, a predicted model, not a curated record